This is a messenger RNA of Melopsittacus undulatus (budgerigar), 2078 nucleotides long. It is a transcript of the gene CENPN, whose product is annotated as centromere protein N. Lineage: Eukaryota; Metazoa; Chordata; Aves; Psittaciformes; Psittaculidae. Gene Ontology annotation, biological process: CENP-A containing chromatin assembly; chromosome segregation. Gene Ontology annotation, cellular component: nucleoplasm. The coding region runs from base 171 to 1211 and encodes 346 amino acids. The record is from RefSeq and is a predicted model, not a curated record. The transcript has 11 exons.
UUGGCGGCUGGUUGCUAAAGGGCAGCUGCCGCCUCUGCUGUGGUGCCUCCUUUGAUUCCGCCGGUCUCCUUGUGUCGUGGAGGGCUUGCCUGAGCUGUUCCGGGCGGGCAGUAACGGGUGAGUGCCGGUGCCCCGUCCAUCUCCAGAAGCUCACACCAGCUGGCUUUGUUAUGGACAAAGCUGUUGCCGAGUAUAUCCAAGCAACUCUCAAAAAAAUCCCACGACAUGAAAUCAAGGCAAUGCUACAGAAAUGGGGCCUUCUGUCUGAGAACGAGCUGCAAACCAUAAACUUCGGUCAGAUAAAGUGGAAGAUCAUUCGCGAUAUUUUUCAUCUGUGUGAGGGAAUACCUGGAGGUAUAAAGGAAGUAGGUGUGCUAGACAUAAUCUACACCCAUGCCUAUGCACAUAAGAGAACAUGGAAAGCAUACCAGCUUCUCACAACAGCAGAGAAAGAAACGGUGUUUUUUGACAUAAGAGAUUUCAAAAAAAAAUUUAAAAGACGACUUCGUUUACUCGUGGGAAAGGUCAUCAUCAACUUUAAAGAACAUGAAGAUAAUGCGAUCUGGAUUAGGAUUGUCUGGGGAACACCGUAUGGGGAGCAAAACCAAUACAGAGUCGGCUAUGUUGUGUACCAUUCACAAACUCCGUAUGUCUUUAUUUCUCUCUCACGAUAUACGAGCAACUUGCCGAUGCUCUGUCAGGCCCUGGUUGUUGCUACUGAUUCCCAUGACAUCUGUACAAUGGAUCUUCAAGGUCACUGUUUAAACUCCCUUAAAGAUAUUGUGUUUAAGACCUCUGACCAGAACAUCCAGACUUCUCAUUCUGAACCUGUAAAGGACCACAGUGUAGAACCAGAAAGUGAUUUAAGGUUAGUUGAUGAGAACAGAAGCUCUAGAGAAAAAACACAGAGAAUGAAUCAGCAGAUUUUUGGUGAUUAUCCCUUACCGAAACUUGAACAUGUACAAUAUAAGCUUCUGACGAUGUUUAAAAGUAAUCCUAAACAGGAUGUUUUGUAUCAAAAAGAGCCGUUCAGAUGUCUGGUGAAGUUUUCUAGUCCACAUCUCUUAGAGUCAGUGAAAUCCCUGGCAGCAACAAAUAUGGUUGACGCACCGCUUUCACCACUGCUUACUGCUCUAGUACAAAGACCUAGGAAUCAUUUUACAAUUACAGAGAAAACUGAUUCCAUGAGAAUUUCUGAAUCUCUAAUUUAAGACUGAUUCUGAGAGAAAUAUGCAAUUCAUUUAUUACUAGUAUUAAUCUAAACCACUGUAAACUUUAUAAAGUUUUUUUGAAAGUAACUUGUAUUUUUCUAAUAUUUUUUUCCAAACUAUUGCUUCUCUGAAUCAGUUUUUCACAUUUGUCUUUCAGCAGAAUGGUUAGCCCUUUCCUUAAAUAACUAGGGGAAAAAAAUAUAGCUGUGAAAUUUAAACAUUGUGGGCUCUUGGCAUGUAGGUGGCAGUAAGAGGUUUCUGUCCAUCUUGAGUUGAUGUUAAAGCAGAGGUUUUGCUCACCAAGGGCAACAGAAGGUAAAAAAUACUGGAAAUAAGACAUACAUACAAAUAGGUAUUUUUUGUCAAAUUUCCUCCUAGAGGAAUACAGUGAAAUAAGCAGUAAUUUUAUUUUUGUGGAAUUCCACAGUUUAGUAUAUUCCCAUUAAGUUUUGAUCCUUCUGCAAUCCUUGCACAUUACCAGUUUCUGGUUCUUGUAGACACGAAGAUUGCAAACUUGAGAUGGAAACGUUCAUCACCGCAAACAGCAGCAUUGCACUGGAAUUCUGUAGGGUUGGUAAAUUUUAAUUAGUAAUUAGAUAGCUAUUUCCAUGGAAUUUACUGCAUCGUCUGUCAUUUGACAUGAAUGUGAUCUGAAGAGGCUGGUUUGUAAUAAGUGUUACAUGAAGUUUGCAGGUACCAGAAUUAAAAGUAUCUACUUUGUGUGUAGGGAAUUCCUGAUACAGUUUAGAUACCUCAACGAGCAGAGAGUCUUCAUAACUUCACAGCACAGUGUAAAUAUUUUCAGAGGCUGUAUGGAAAUGUCUUUCUUCUGAAACUGUAAAUAAAUGUGUAAAUUAAUUCUCAAGA